AAAUAAACAACGUAUUCGUAGAGCUCCAUAGUCUUAUAAUUCGCCAAGCCCUUUCCCUUCCUCAGAGCGAGAUAGAGAGAAAUGGAGGAAACAAGGAAGCUUUUGGUGGAGAAGAUGACAAACGUGGAGGGAGUGGAAGAGCUCAAGAGGGGGGUGAUAGAUUUCUUAAAGGAGAAGUUUGUCCAAUUACUCCACCUCCUGGAUGAUUUUGGCCGGUUCUUCACCGAGAAAGUGGAUCAGCUCCUCCCGCCGGCGACCCGUGCCGAAACUCUGAACCGGUGGCUCCACGUCGGCCUCACUGUCGUCCUCCCCGUCGCCCUCUCCCUCCUCUUCCUUUACUACUGCUGCCGCUGCUGCUGCCGUGGCGGCGGCGCAGCUGGUCGGGCCGCCGGCAGGAUGAUGAAGGCCCCCGGGAGGGGUGGCCGCCUCAUGCCCCGGGCCUCCUUCGAGGGCAAUCCCCAGUCUUAUUUCCGAGACCUCCAUGCCGGCAAGGAUCUGGUCUAUUAAUUAAGUUGUACGUACGUAGUUAUAUACCUCCCGCCGUUUAUAGGAUGUGUGUUAUGUUGGUGUUGAAGUUGUGCGAUGGUUUAACUUUGGAUGCGGAACCUGUUAAAGUGUUGUUGUUGGUAUUAAGGAAUAAUGUUGCUUGGUUUUCCAUCUUCAGAUAAUAUUAUGAAGUAUUCUGUUUUCUCGA
Messenger RNA from Elaeis guineensis (African oil palm), 694 nucleotides. RefSeq lists its product as uncharacterized. The record is from RefSeq and is a predicted model, not a curated record. Lineage: Eukaryota; Viridiplantae; Streptophyta; Magnoliopsida; Arecales; Arecaceae.